Molecule: messenger RNA, 972 nt
Organism: Prunus avium (sweet cherry)
Lineage: Eukaryota; Viridiplantae; Streptophyta; Magnoliopsida; Rosales; Rosaceae
Source: RefSeq, a predicted model, not a curated record
ACUAUUAACAAUACUCGGCACCAAAGCCGCGAACUGUGCUUCCCAAAUGCUCUCCCUCGCAAAACGACUCAAGAACUCACCUUCAUGCUUCCAGGCCGCCGUCAACCAAAUCCGGUGGGUCCGGACCGAGUCCGGCCCGUCCCGGCGCCGUCAAAGGCACAAGUCUCCCGCCCUGGCUAUGAGGAAGUCGGAGGAGAAGUCCGAGUGGUGGAUAGUCGACGGCGAAAUCCACGAGAUCGGCGAUCACGUGCCUCCACGUGAGCGGUUCGUCAUUCCCAGAGAUAACAUCCCCAACAAGCGUCGAAAGCAGCUCAGAGAACAGUUCAUGCGCCGCACUCGCCUUGUUCUCAAGGAAACGGAACAUGAACCUUGGUGCAAAAGGUACAUGGAACUCUACCAGGAGCUUCGAGAAAAUUGGGAGAGGCUGUAUUGGGACGAGGGUUACUCCAAAAAAAUUGCCAUGGACCAUGCGAAUUACGACUCUGCUGAAGAUGAUGACCAUGAUUUCUCUCCGUACAGGAGCAAGCGGUCCCAUAGCGAGCCAUUCAAGGACAAUAGUUUCGGAAACAGGCAAGGCGAUACCUGGGAAAAGGUCAACCAGAUCCGAGAUAAGUUCGAGUAUGACAGAGAAAGGAGAAUGAGAGAGAAAGCAUUUGCACCCAUGUCUGGAGAACGUGCUUCUUCUAACUUCCAUGAUAUGAACUCCCGGAGACAGCCAUUUGACACCCACAGAUACUUCCCAGAUAAUGAAAGAGAGUGAAGAACUGCAAAUGGGGUCUAUGCACUUGUAUAUGUAUCACGACUCACGAGAGGCUCGGAAUGGUGCUCCAUUUCCAUUUCAUCUCUUCCUCAACCGUCACUGUGACACUUCUGACAUCUAUCCUACUAUUGACACCAGGCAGCUUAAUCUUGUAACCGUUGGCAUUUUUGAAUUGACUGAUAUUGUGCUUCCAAAAUGCAUAGUAAUUUUGU